Messenger RNA from Lolium rigidum, 1116 nucleotides. RefSeq names its product GDSL esterase/lipase At4g16230-like. Bases 1 to 1116 code for a protein of 371 amino acids. NCBI's taxonomy places the organism in Eukaryota, Viridiplantae, Streptophyta, Magnoliopsida, Poales, Poaceae. The transcript has 5 exons. The record is from RefSeq and is a predicted model, not a curated record. Gene Ontology annotation, molecular function: hydrolase activity, acting on ester bonds.
AUGUCAUCUCAUUUUACUCUAUUAGCGUGCCUCGCCGUGCUGUUUACCAGCUCAUGCCUAGCCGGCGCCGAUGCUGUCCCGCCGGCGACAUUCGUCUUCGGUGACUCGCUCGUCGACGCCGGCAACAACAACUACCUCGUCACCUUGUCCCGGGCCAACUAUCCCCCCAACGGCAUCGAUUUCGACGGCCACCUGGCGACCGGCCGGUACACCAAUGGCCGGACCAUCAUCGACAUAUUAGGGCAAGAGCUGGGGCUAGGAGGGUUUGUGCCGCCGUACAUGGACCCAAACACCACCGGCGACGUCCUGUUCAGAGGCGUGAACUACGCAUCCGGGGGCGGAGGCAUCCUGAACCAGACCGGCAGCAUCUUCGGUGGGCGUAUAAACCUGGACGCGCAGAUCGACGACUACGCGAGCAACCGGCGCGACAUGAUCACGCGGCAGGGGGAGGUGGCGGCGGUGAGUGUGCUGAGGGGCGCGCUCUUCUCGGUCACGAUGGGCUCCAACGACUUCAUCAACAACUACCUGGUGCCCAUUCUGUCCGCGCCGGAGCGCGCCGUGACGCCGCCGGAGGCCUUCAUCAACGGCAUGAUCGCCAAGUACCGGCAGCAGCUCAUAAGGCUGUACCUUCUGGAUGCCCGCAAGAUCGUGGUGGUGAACGUCGGGCCCAUCGGCUGCAUCCCGUACCUGAGGGACAUCAUGACCACCGGGGCCGGCGCCGGCGCCGGCACGCCGUGCGCCGAGCUCCCGAACCAGCUCGCCCAGUCUUUCAACCGCAAGCUGCGUGUGCUGGUGAGCGAGCUGGGCGCCAGCCUCGGCGGCUCCCGCUUCCUCUACGCCGACGUCUACCGCAUCUUCUCCGACAUCAUCGCCAACUACAAAUCUCAUGGGUUCGAGGUGAUGGACUCGGCGUGCUGCUAUGUAGGCGGGCGGUUCGGGGGGCUGGUUCCGUGCGGGCCGACGGCGCGAUACUGCGCGGACAGGUCCAAGUACGUGUUCUGGGACGCCUACCACCCCAGCGACGCCACCAACGCGCUCAUAGCUCGCCGGAUCCUCGACGGCGACCCGGAGGAUAUCUCCCCUGUAAACGUGCGCCAGCUCAUCACGGAUGCUUAA